Messenger RNA from Anopheles moucheti, 6743 nucleotides. RefSeq lists its product as uncharacterized. The transcript has 5 exons. The record is from RefSeq and is a predicted model, not a curated record. Bases 662 to 5431 code for a protein of 1589 amino acids. NCBI's taxonomy places the organism in Eukaryota, Metazoa, Arthropoda, Insecta, Diptera, Culicidae. Gene Ontology annotation, molecular function: protein binding; zinc ion binding.
UUAUGUCCAUCAGCAGCAGCAUAACAAAAGACGUAGUUGCAGCUUCAGUUUGGUUUCAGCCUCCAGGGGUUCAGUAGGGGAAGAGGCAGAAAGGUUGAAGUGAUAAUGAAUCGUCCAAGUGCGGUGGUAGGUUGCUAAUCUUCGCUGGUUACAGACAACCCACAUUUACGCGGAACAUAUCAGAACCGAGAGAAGCCUACAUGAUGUGAAUGUGAUAAAGCGAGCUGCAACGGAACCUACGUUCGAGACGGAACAAGUGUCCACUGCUAUUGUGAUCUUUCUGUGAUCGCGAAAAACUUUGUUUGCGGCAGACGUCCGAAUAGUUUGUGCGAAACGACGUAUAUUUGUCAGGUGUGUUGCCGACUGAUUAUCACACCGGCUGUGAUCCAAGUGUGCUAGAAAUGUAAGCUUGUGUAUGGUUGCCUUUAUCGCGCACUUCAGAAUAGUGUUGUUAGAUUUUCACUGUUAAUAAUUAGUGGAACGUUAGCUAUCAAACAUUGAACGUGCGUUUUGCCCGGUGGAUAGAGCGUGAGUUCCAAGAAGAAACAGACUUACUUCAAUUGCCGGUUGGCGCCGUGAAAGGAUCCGUGCGAAGGGAAUUCGCCUGCAGGAGCAUACUUUAUUGCGUAGCUUUUGAACUUCAACCUUCUCAGCCAGCACCAUGUGGACCCCAUCGUAUGACAUCAUAAUCGAAACAUUGACCGGAUCCGAGUUCGAGGUGACGGUCAACGAUCGAGACACAGUUGGAUAUCUGAAGGCGGAAAUUCAAAAAUAUGAAGGCAUUCCGAUCAGCCAGCAGCAUUUGCUGUACAAUCACAAGGAGCUGAGCGACACGAUGGAGAUGAAAGAUAUCCCGCUGGUGAAGGGUUCACGCGUGAAGCUUGUUCUCGGCAUGAAGGGAGGUCCAAUCUCCUCCAAGCGACUUUUCACAAUAUCCUCAGAUUACGACAACUGGCUUGAUAUGAGCGAUGUACUCUCCGGCGAAGAUUUAAUAAACCUACAGAGUCCAGGAUUGAAGCUUCUGCUCUACAAAGACAGCAAAAAGAACGUCCAUCGAUUGAUGAAGGUUCGAGCAGAAAAAAGUUGCGAUUCCAUGAAGGGGUCUAUGUCGCGUUCCAUUAUUGGAAGCGGCGCCUCCGGGCAGGGUGCAUAUGGUCCCGGGAACCUCAUCAGCCAGAAAGAACGUGAUGCUGCAAUAACUAAGCAGAAAAUGGAUCAAAUUAAGGCUAAGUUAAGUAUGAAAAAGAAAAGACUCGGCGGCACGCAGGUUAAUAAAGAGGAAGAAAAUGAACAUCAGCAACAACCGAAAUCAAUAGAACAGUUAGAAGAUCGUGCCGGAUUUGGUGCGAACGAUUUUGCCGAGGGCGGCAGCAGCAAGGCAAUUCGCAAUCCGACCCAACAGUAUAGACACAAGAAACGGCAUCACCACUAUCACCAUCAUCAGCAUCAUCAUCAUCAUCAGCAACACCCGCAUCAACAUGAGACUGUUAUCAAAGAGGAAAAGACACCCAUAGGCUAUCGGCCAGGAACUGCAGGGAGUGGAGGUGGUGCAGCGCUUGUAGCCAGUGGACACAACGCUUCCAUGGUGGGAGCGAUCGGAUCCAUGUUACCAAGUGCCGGAACAGCCAGUGCCGCACACCGCAAAUCCAUGCCCACUGUGAUUGAUAUUGGCCGGUCGGAGCAAGAACAGGCUAUACCGCCCAUUAGCUACGGGCUGGUCAACCUGGUGCACGGUACGACGGCCGCUACUACUGCGGGGCGUUCGCCAACCUUGGAGCUAGAAAAACGGUCCCAAAUUCGAGAACAUCUGCAGAGAAACCGUUCCUUCAAAACUAUUAGCGCAAAAAAUUUGGAUUUUGUACGCGAAGGUUCGCCACAUGUUAGCGGUGGUGGCUUAAGCGAUCGGCACUCCGGAUCGGCCGGUCUUGAACGAUCACUAUCGUUCCAUUCGAAUGGCAUAUUGAGCCGAAUGGGAUCAGAAACUACACUAGAUAGCGGUUACAGCAACAUUCGGCGCUGUACCGCUGGUAGCCAAUUGCGUAAUAAUCACGCCAGUCUAGGCACACGGCACGCCGGAAGUGGAGGAGGAGGAGGUGGAGCAUGUACGACACAGUCGCUGCACAAGUUGGAUGAGAGUCGUGUAUCGUCCGCUUCGUUGCAUGACCUUAUCGAAUUGCUGAAAUACACACAAUCAAAACAGCGCACCAUUUCCAACGAUUCGCUCAAUAAGCUGAUGCUGAACUACUCGAAGAAAGUGUACGUGCCGCACCAUCUGUAUCAUCAUACGCAGACGGGUAAAAAAUCUCUUCCAGAGAUAAAUCCCUCUUUGAACAACAUCGAUGAGUAUUUGCCAGACUACGACUUCGGGUUGAAGACAUCUUCCGGCACGGCCUCAGCAACUACUACUGCUAGUGCCGCCGCUGGCGCUAUACCGAAGAUGGCGACGAGAAGCGAAGAUUCAUUAGAUUGCAAGAUUGCUUCGGCAGAAUAUGCCUUCAAGAAUGCUGGCAGUGGAGGAAUGGACAAGUCGUUCCGCGCGCUAUACAAAGCAACAUCGGAGGAUAGCAGCGUUUACGAGCUUCCGAAAUUACUCAUCCGUGAAGAUUCGCCGGUCGAAUCGUUCCUUGGGUCUUACUCGCAGCUGGAAACAGUCGCAGCACGUCGCGGAGAGUCACCCAAAAAUAAUUUUACCGCCUCUAACCAUCUGCAAGAUAUUGAAGGACCCGAUUCACUCGAUCCCGAUACGCAAACCGUAAUGCCUGAACCGGGGUUGCUCGAACUAAGACCACUACCCAGCAGCUCAUCGGCUGCGAUUGUUGGCGAAACCAAGUUAGCAUCAGAAUCGCUGCUUCAAUUCGCGCAAAUAGCAGCCGAAAGCGUAAAAUCAAGCCAGACAACCGCCACAUCGUUAAGCUCGAGUUCGCUGUUCGGCAGCAACAGUAGUUUAACUGGUACGGCGGUCGGUGGCGACAGUAUAAGCUUUGCAGGUACUGCAGUGAACGGCAGCGGAAGUUCGUCUGCUGCCUGGUGCCAACACUGGAACCAUCGGCAAGAACAUCAGCAACCGCACGACGGUAAUUUUGCUAGUUCAAGCGUUUCGCAUUUGAUUAAUCCCCGGCGCCAUCAUUCGGAUUUGGAUAUCAGCGAGCUAGAGUUGAAGUUUAUCAAUACCGAUGCGAAUGUGUCGAAUCGUGUUCCCGAAUGUGGUAUCGCAACGAAUGACACAGUCGACCACACGAACCUUAUCAAGCUUCCGGCGAUACCGAACCUGGGCACAGAUAACGGCUGGCUCCAGCUAUCAUCGUGGGACACUGUGCGUUUCGGGCGGGAGGACGAAGAUGCGGACGACGAGGAAGUGGUGGACGAGGAAGACAUACCCGACCACGAGGAAGUUGGUCACGACGAGGAAGAUGAUGAAGAAGAGGAGGAAGAGGACAAUGAGCAGGAUCGAGACCGAGUUACAUCAUCAUCGUGCUCUUCCAUACGAAGACCGCGCGAAUCUUCGAACUCGACCAGUUUCAUUCAUAGUCACCUCUCGAUAUCAUCCGAUGAGGAUGAUCUGCUGAACGUUGCAGAAAUGCGAGAUGGUGCUGGCGUAGUCGGAGGUGCCUACAAACCAGGCGGUAACAAAUCGAAAUCGAUCGACCUAAACGAAUUUCGCAAAGCGUUCGGUAGCAGUCCCACCCUUCUGAACGGGUUUCGUGGAGGGGCGAGUUGUACCCGGCUUGUACCACAGCUCUCUCGUCUCGAAACAAUUCCCUCGCAAUACAGGCGAGGCUACACCAACCUGAACGAUGCGUGCCUCUCGAGUUCUACCUCGGAACUGGAGUGUGUUAGCAACGGAGCGGCCAAGAAAAAGCAUCCAGGAUUGUUGCCACCACCGAGCGACGAUUCGAGCGUUCUUUCAUCGGCAUUGCUGAAGUACCGCAAAGAUGGCAGUGUUCCUUACGUGCGAAGUAAUGAAAAUUUAAAUCGCUACAAGAUUUCGUUGUGCACGGGCACUACGGCACGUCGACGAAUGGGCGAUAGUGAUGAAGCUCUUGCCGGGAGCGAUGCCUUGUACCUGAGGCAGCGUCAACAGUCGAUAGGCGCCGGUCGACAUUUGCCAAGCAUUCGCGAUCAUCUAGCCAGCAUCGCAGAUUCGGAAGCAAACGAAUCGGCGGAUGGCGCUUGCAACGGUAACAAAAGCGUUAAUGGAUCCAAUGAAAAUGCCAACCCGAAUCGAGCAUUCGUGGUUGGUAGUGAUUUUGAGAGUAGAUUUUCAAGAUUAAGUUGCUGUUCGGCUCCAAGCGGAGAUGUUCCUUCGAAGCCAUUCUCUCCCGGUGGUAAUAGACCUGCGGGAUCAUCGAACUAUCGUGCGAAGGAACAUUCGUCGACGGUCGGUAGUAGUGCAGGACUAAUGCGAACCACAUCAACUGCUGAUGAUCGGAGUCGCUUCUUGUUUGGCGAGGACGCAACCUCAUCGUUGCAGUAUAAUGGAAGCUCAUCCUCGACACAUCUCAAACCGACGGACUAUUACUUCCCUUCGGACGAAAGUUUGUUCAACAUGGAUUCGUUUUUUGACGAUUUCGUUGAGAUUGACACUAGCGACAUAUUCGAAAGUACCGAAUUUAUCAACAUCAAUUCUGGUGGCUCUGCAGGAAGCAAAUGUGAUACUUCCUCCAACGCUUCGACUACCCUUGUGCUGCCCGAUAUACAUCCGAAGCAGCAGCAUCCGCAGCAGCCUCCAUCGCAGCAACACUUGAAUCAUCAUACAUUGCAACGUUCACAGUACGGUGUCAACGAGAACUUGGAACUGCAACAGCACCAGCUGCGGGUUCUUCGAAAUUUGAAGUCGUUCACCGCUACAAGUACCGAUGAUGCUCGAAGGCAAUACUUCCGAGCAGGAAACGGUCAGGGCAGCUCAUCAGUAACGGAUUCCGACGGUGUUGCAGAGGGAGGUAUACACUUUUCCGCCCACCGAGCCUUCCUGCAAGCGGGCCAGAAUGUGCGGGACGCAGAGGAGGAAGGUAUCGCUUCAAUCAUUCAACACAUCGAUCAAGAACGGCUGUGUGAACAGCGCACAUCGUCAUUGCCACCAGAUGCGACGAUGGCAUCUUCCAUAAUCUUUCACGAUGAUAGUGAAAGACUGCUAAGGCUCACGGACUAUCCGGCCGAUCGGAACCUGCAAGUUGGUACCGGUGGAACAAAUGCAAACGCAGCCCAACAUCACACGACGGAACAGAUCAAAUCGAAGAAGCUGCGGUGCGCUCAGUGCAACAAGAAGCUGGGCGUCAUCAUGAUCAUGAAGUGUCACUGUGAGAAAAUUUUCUGCGCCCAGCAUCGAUACGCCGAGGCACACAACUGUUCGUACGAUUUCAAAGUUGAGGGCCGUAAGGUGCUUGAGAAGAAUAAUCCCCUUGUUGUGGCGGAUAAGUUACCGAAGAUUUAAGGAUACGAAUAGCCGCGGUCUACUGUGUAGCCAGCAUUGAAAGCACCGUAUUAUAUAUGUCGGAUUUGGUGUGGCAUGUGAUUAUGGUUUUGUGUGAAGCGUUUAAACUAUUAUAUGUGAUUCGCAAUCGUGUGUGCGUCGUGUACAAGUGUUAGGGAAUGAGAAUAUUGAAGGCUGCUUGUAAUAUAACUGCUGCUGCAAACAAAAAAAAGGAAAAUGAUACCCAAUUCGAUCUCCAGUAACACAAAGUUAGAGCUCGUUGCUUAUCAUCAACUUUUCUUUUGUGUUCGAAUUAUUAUUAUUAUUUCGAGAUUAUUAAACAAUGAAAAUCGCAUGUUCCAGUCAGAUGUCUGGGAUACAUGUGCAUCUGUCUGGUGGUGUGUUAGCUUUUGUUGUUCAAGGUAUGGAUGUAGGUUCUUCUGUAGUACUUCAAUCCGUAAAGCUUGGAUUGCUAAGCAGGCCUUGGAUAAACUUAACAGCUUCAUAGAGUUUCACAAGACUCUUUUGAGACACUGUACUUUUGACACAUAGGAUGCCUUUGCUUAAGGACCUGUAGAGUCCGUAGAACCCUUGGUAUUUCCAAACACCAUAUUUUCCUCUAUCAAGUAAAGGGAAGCUGCCCAUUCAUCUUUCGUAAUGUGUUUUUUUUAAUGCUUCUCCAACAGCGUGGCAGUAAUUGUGUAGUUACUGUAAAGCUGCGCUCAAACGUAUGUAUGUAUGCAACAGCUGUAUCUGGGCUGUACGAACAAGGUUUGCGUGUAGUUUACCUAUUUACUCACUGCAUUGAACUGGGUGGUGGAAUGUAUCGGGGUUUAAAAGAUAACUAAAAUUAGUCAUCUGUUGUUGGAGAGUUUGUUAAGUAUGAUAAUUUGAUUACCGUAUAUUUUAGUCAGUAUAUGGCAUAGCAUUAGUACACCGGGUGUGGUAUUGAAGAAAAACAAACAAAUAACCACUAGCACAGGAUAGAUAGCAAUCGCUAUUACACACUGCAAAUCUAAAAGACACCAUACGAAUGAUUUUGCGUCUACCAAUAUAUGUACAACGUCAACGCAAAUAUCGUGAGAGUUUACACACACACACACCCACAUCCAUAUUUCGUGAUGCAUCAGAAAUAAUGGCUUUAUUUAACAUUAGUGUACAUACAAUGUCGUACCGUGUACGAUCGAAAUACGUUAUGCUAGUGUAAUUUGUAGGUAGCAAUACUAAAGGGCUUGGUAUGUAGCGUAGUUCAGAAAAUUUUGUUUUUUUUUGUAUGUUCGGCUCACGUUGUUCAGGAUCUGCUUGUUUCAUGGUAACCUUUACGUUGGGUCAC